This is a messenger RNA of Spathaspora passalidarum NRRL Y-27907, 312 nucleotides long. It is a transcript of the gene SMD3, whose product is annotated as mRNA splicing protein. Gene Ontology annotation, cellular component: catalytic step 2 spliceosome; U1 snRNP; U12-type spliceosomal complex. Bases 1 to 312 code for a protein of 103 amino acids. The transcript has a single exon. Gene Ontology annotation, molecular function: RNA binding. The record is from RefSeq and is a predicted model, not a curated record. Gene Ontology annotation, biological process: RNA processing; spliceosomal snRNP assembly. NCBI's taxonomy places the organism in Eukaryota, Fungi, Ascomycota, Pichiomycetes, Serinales, Debaryomycetaceae.
AUGUCAGUAGCAGGAAUACCAGUACGACUUCUCAAUGAAGCACAAGGCCAUGUGAUAUCGGUUGAACUAACCACAGGUGACACCUAUCGCGGAAAGCUUUUAGAAAACGAAGACAAUAUGAACUUGUCCCUUUACGAUGUUGUUAUUACCAAGGGGAAAACCGGAGAUACAACUUAUAUGAAUCAAGUGUUUGUCCGUGGAAGUAUGAUUCGGUUCAUCAGUGUUCCUGAUAUCUUAAAGAAUGCUCCUAUGUUCUUUAUGAAACCGGGUGACAAACCAAAGCCUCCAAUUAGAGGUCCCAAGAUAAGAUAG